GUCGGGGCUCCUCCAAAAAAAAAAAAAAAGUAAAUAACAAUAAAAAAGUGCUGAAACUAAAAAUCACCGUUAGAUAAAGUUAAUAAAAUCAAACUUCCGGAUAUUUGAAAGUGGGAAAAAUGCCUACAGCACGUCUCUGUAUUGUCCGAGGUUGUAAAAAUGAAGAAGGACUUUCACUCUUCAGUUUUACCUAUGAGAAUAUGGACGCCUGGUUGCAUCAAUUGGGUAUGGAAGGCAGACAAUUAAAAAUGUCCUAUGAGAAAGUCUGCCAACGGCAUUUUACCGAGGAUAGUUUUGUGGGCUACAACAAGACAAAACUUAAGCCUGAUGCCGUUCCAACUUUAUAUUUGGGUCUGGACGAGUAUGGUGAAGAGGAGGAGGAGGAGGAGCACAGGGAAGUGGUGGAGAUAAAAAAGCCAGUGAAACCAAUCCAUUCUAAUUCAUCACGUCUCUGUAUUGUCCGAGGUUGUAAAAAGGAAGAGGGAUAUUCACUCUUCAGUUUUACCUAUGAGAAUAUGGACGCCUGGUUACAUCAACUGGGUAUGGAAGGCAGACAAAUAAGGAUGUCCUAUGAGAAAGUCUGCCAACGGCAUUUUGAUGAAAACAGCUUUGCCAACUACAACAGGACAAAACUUAAGCCUGAUGCUGUACCAACUUUAUUUUUGGGUCUGGACGAGUAUGGUGUAGAGAUGGAGAUGAAAAGGCCAGCGGCGCCGUUUGAAUUUCAUCCCAGCAUUUCGGAGGAAGAACGUCGUUUCUAUGUUAAAGCCUAUCCCACGGUUGAUGUGGUGCGCGAACGUAAAGUUCAUUGCACAGUGUGCAAAACACACAUUGGCACAGCUGCAGUUAACGAUGUGGGCAUUAAGAUGCAUCCGAUACUUCGUGUCUCACACUGCUUGAAAUGUCAUGACUUCUACAACAGUGGUGAAUUCAGCAAGGGUGAAGAUGGCUCCGAACUCUAUUGUCGUUGGUGUGGGCAAGGUGGUGAGGUGUACUGCUGUUCCAGUUGCCCCUAUGUAUUUUGUAAAUCGUGCAUUGUGAAGAACUUGUCUCGCGGCGUUGUGGCUGAUAUUGAACAAAACGAGAAUUGGAAUUGUUUCAGUUGUGCUCCGAAAAUACUAUGGCCAUUGCGGGCACAACAUUGGGCCUUGAUGAACUACAUUGAUCAACAGAAGAAGGAAGCCUAUGCCAUGAAUCUAAACGAAACGGAAUUGCAGCAACUUUUAAGAAAAGAUCGCAGCAAAUGUUGCCGUUUAUCCAAAACCAAAUGUGGUAACAUGUCUGAUUCCUUGGAGAGCUUGGACUCUGUUCUCUCCAAGCGCAGCCAUGGCAGCACCGGUUCCGCUAAGAAGACUCAGAAACAUGCCACUCCUUCGCCACAGCCUCCAAAUGCCAAGCGUGCUAAAACCAACGAUGAGGUUGUUUGUACUCCCGAUUUGCUUAGCAUGUUGGAACCCGAUUGUCAGAUAACAGUGGCGCAGAAGAAUAAUCAACAGCGACCAAUGCAAUCACCAUCAACAUCUACACCCAGAGUUGUGACCAUACAGCCUCAAGGAGGCUUUAGUGGGUCCGGUGGUGUGAAUGUGACUUCUACACCCAAAAGCUCGGUACCGCCACCAUUGAUUUUGAGAAAUACUGGCAUAAAACUACGCCCAGCUGCACAACCACCAAUAGUACGACGUACAGUCAUAGGGCCAAGAGCACCGGUGCCGGGCGGAAAUGGCACUCCAGUUUAUCAUACCAUAAAUGGUUUUCGCAUUGAUUUGAAUACAGCUGCCCAACAAGAAACUUUCCGUUUGCCCAAUGGCAAACUUAUUCAGGUAAAGAGACAAGGUCCACCUCCAGGUCAGGGAGCCAGUCCCAACCAACAAGUACAUCUCAAUCAAUCUCCCGGCAGUUGGCCACAAUUAUCAGCCCAACAUCAAACGCAACAACAACAACAACAGCGGGUUGUUCCGCAAACCAUUGCCUCUAGGCCGGUACAAAUAACCCAACAUCCGUAUCCAGGUCCAAAUAUACCAGGCCAGCCACCGGUUGUACGUUACCAUAACAACAUGAUUGGAACCACAACCAUCAAUGCCAUUGGCCAUAAUGGAGGACCCUUACAGGCCAUUAAUGGGCAGAUCGCUGCACCAACACCAGUAAACAUUCAACAAAAUGUUCCACCAUUAGUCCCUGGAGCUCCCAUACGGCCAGUAAUGGUGCGGCACAUUUUCCCUGAAACUCCAAUUGGGCAGGCACGCACACAACUGCAAGAGCAAGUCUUCAAUGCCAUGGAAAUUUGUACACAUCUUACGAACAAAGUUCAAACUCUUACAAAUUCCAAUGCCUACAAACAGGCCAAAAACUAUUUGGAAGUCAAGGAGCUCUAUAUACAUUUGUCAUAUUUAUUGACUUAUGCCAUUGGACGUUUUAAGGGUUUGCAAGAUAAGUGUUUGGCCGAUAUGCGGCAUCUUGGUUUUGGCAAUGAUGCGGAUUGUUUAGAAAAUGGCCAACUGGCUGCCGACAAACAAGCAAGCGAUGAUGAGGACAAUGAGAUCGAAAUUGUGGAGCCCAAAACCGAUCUCAUUAACCUCGAUUCCGACGACGAUGAUCCACCACCACCCCCACCACCUCCUAUAGUUAAAAAAACAUUGCCUUCAACACCCACAACAAUAGCGCAGGCCAGAGUGGUUAUUUCGCCAGAAAUCAUCAACAUACAAAAACCACCAUCGGCCGCACCCAAUAAUGUUAUAGCUGUAGGAACUUAUGUGCCCCCAGCACUGGCACCGUUACAAGCAAAACCAUCUACUCCUGCUGCAAUAGUUCCAACGCCAUGCGAAGAAGAAGAAAAUUUGGACCUUAUGUCGAUGGCCCAAAGUUUCUUGGCUAGCAUGCUGGAAGUCGAUAUAAAUGAAGGCUCCCACAGCUCACCUUCCGGUUCCGAUUCGCCACAGGUAAAGAAACAGCCACGCAAAAAGACCACCCAUAAACCUAAUCCUACGUUGCUCAAACAAAAGGCCAUGAUGGAGAGGGAACGUUUGGAGGAGAUGAAACGUAACGAUCAUAAAUUAAAAAUGAAAUGUGCUGUAAAAUUAACAAAGGCUGAGGAACAGUAUCCCAUUGCCAAGCAAAUGUUAAGGGCCAAACUCCAGGAGAAACAGAAACAAAAACACGACGAGGAGGAUGAGACCCUAAAAAGGCAAAAGGAAAUGGCCAGCACAACCAUGAUGGUGAAUACAGGCCAGGAAACUAUCGAAGUGCAAUUAGUUAUAGAAGAUGAUGUGUUGAAUAGCUCAACAGAAGAAGCAAAGGAGACAGAAGAACGAUCUAAGGGCGAAAAGGAAGAUGAAAUCAUAAAUAUAAGUCAUGAUGAAAGUGUGGAACAAAAAGAAUCGCCAAAAGAAAUCUCCCUGAUUGAAGAAGAGCAGAAAAAGCAGUCUCCAAGUAAAACUGUUGAUAAAGAUGAUGAAGAAAAAGGCAAUGACAAAGAAGUCUCUGCAGAAAAAAAUAUUUUAACAGAUGAAGAAGAAGAAGAGGAGUCUAUAACAAAAAUAAUUAUAACCGAGGAAGAAGUUAAUGAUGAAUCUGCCAGCAAAACUGAUGAAAGGGGGGAACAAGAAAUGAUAGAGAAGUCUAAGACCGAUAAUGAAGAUGAUGAUGAUCUAGACAACAGCAAUGAAGAAGCGUCCAGCCAUGAGGAGGUUAAGCAUACAAGUGAAAUUUUGGAACUUUUGGAUGAGGUUUUAAAUGGAAAAGAUGAGGACAAGGGCAGCAAACAGAGGGAAAUUAUUGAAAAUAAACCAACCUCUAUCACCACUGCCGAUAGCCAAGCAUCACAAAUGGAUGUUGAUGCCGACAUGGCAGAGGAUGAAAUUGGUCAUAAGGAAACAAACGAAGAAGAUAUAGAAGAUGCCGAGGUGUAUAAGGAAAUUGAAAGGGUAUUGCAAAGGCAAUCUAGUAAAGCAACCGAAGAAGAAGAAGACCUAACAAUGGCAGAAGAAAAGGCAACAGAGGUGGAAAACCUAAACUCGACAGAAAAGGAAAACCCCAUAGUAGCAGAAGAUCAAAAUGAAUUUAAAGAGACCAGAAAAGACUCUAAAGGAGAAGAAAAUAAAGAAGAAGAAGCAAAGGAGAACGAAGGAAAAGAAGAAGAAGCAAAAGAGGAAGCAGCAAAAGAGGAGGAAGCAAAAGAGGAAGAAGCGAAAGAAGAAGAAGAAGUUAUUGAAGAGAACGAAAUGGAAGAGGAAAAAGAAGAUAUGAACGUAAUUGAAGAAAUUUUGAAAAAUGAAACUACCACAGAGCCUAUGGAUGUGGAUAUAACCCCUGAAGAAAAUUCAAAAGCUGAAAAUAAUGUUCCAACAGCAACAGAGGUGGAAAUGAAAGAGCCUGUGCCUAUAAUUUCCUCUGACAUGAAUGAAACAGAAAGCAAUAUUGCGAAAUUAUCUAUACCCGAAAUAAAUAGCACCGAAUUAAUAGCGACUGCCAUUUGUACGGGCGAUGAUCUUUCCACAAAAGAGAAAAACACAACUCACGCUGGAGAUAGUUCUGUAACGGCAGAUAAAAUAGCCAGUAAUGGCAACGUUUAGUUUUUAAAACAAGUUUAACUUUUGCAGGAAAACCCCCAUAACGUAAAACUCUCCUCUAUAUUUAAAAUUAUAGAUGAGCAUUAUAAAUAAUUAUUUCUCAAAUUAAAUUUAGUUGUAAACAACAAUCACCCACACACACACAAUCAUAUACAUACAUAUGCAUAAUAGGAACAGCAAGUUAGUUUAUGGACUUGAAGGCUAGGAAGUUCUAAGAAAUUUUUAGGCAAUAUUUUUAAGUACAGAUUUAAAUUAGAAAUUUUCAAGAAUUUACCAAAAUAUAUUGGUAUCAAAAUAUGCAUACGGGAUGCAUUUUUUCUAUGCAAAAAUAAAUAUUUGUUCAUGUUUUCAAAAAAAAAAAAAAUUGUUUUCCAAUUUCUCCAUAAUGUUUCUCCAUAUGGAGAAACAUUAAUACCUCUACUCAAUAACAAGUUUUUACAUAACCAUGAAAAUUCACUACUUGGGAAUUUUAAUAAAGGGAAUUUUUUCAUCUUCGAAUUAUAUUUAAUAAGUGUAUAAUUAUUGCUCUUAAAAAUUAUUUUAAACUCCUAUGUAAAUAUAUACAAUUAUGUGUAACAUAAAGAGCUAAAUCGAUUGCAAUCAAUACAAUAUAUUAAUUGAUUUCAACAUUUCUAAAUUGGAGCUUUUGUUGUUUCAUUUGAAGAGAUAUCAUUUAUCAACAUAUUCAAUAACUUUUCUGUUAAUCUAAUGAAAAGAACACACACACUGAGCAGAAUAUACGAUUUUUUUAUAAGAUACAUUCAUAUUUUUAACAGAACUGAACUGUAAUAAAAACUCCCUUAGGGUUGCUUUGAAACUUCAUUAAAAAAUUAUAUUUGAUAAAGCUUAUUAUGUAACCUAUUGCUAUAUAAUCUACGAGCCGAAGCGGGCCCGCUUCACUACGCCUUCUUUAACUCUCUAACAUCUUUUUGGGGUGGGGCACUUCGCCCUGAAUGCGGAUGGCACCUCAGACAUUUCGAUUCAAAUAUGGAUAUCAACUUCUUGCUGCACUUCCAAAUUCCUUUAAAUGGAGCCCCAUAUUGCCAUGGUCGGUAGGUUAAGUUAGGUAAGAGUGGCUGACCUUUACAGACUCACUUAGACAAUUUUAAGUCGAUUGUGAUACCACAGUAGCGACAGAGCAAGGCUUCUGGUGGGAAUCGAACCCACGACCCCUGCACUGGUUGUUGUUGUAGUUGUAGUAGCAGUGUGUGGUACACUGAGGCAGCAGCCCUUGCCGAUGAAGGAAUUCAUCGGGCCAAUCCGGUACAUACAACCGGCUGCCAUGGGAUUGCCCCCUGCACUGGUAAUCCAAGCACGCUACCAACUCGGCUACCCGGACGCCAUGGCCGGUAAAUAUGAACCGUUUGGAGGGUGUUUUUGGGGCUGGGGCGGCCACCGGCACUUUGUACUGAAAAUAGAUAUCAAAUUUGUUCUUUAUUCCCAAUGGAAAUGAAGUUCAGUUUAGGGGGAGCUUUAGGGCGUACCCCAAAACACUUGGCUCCAAAAUUGGAUAUCAAAUACAUUUUAUACUCUAAAUACCUUUCAUUUGAGUCCCAUAUUGUCAUAAUGGGACAAAUAACCCAUUUGAGGAAAAGCGCCACCUAGACUUGAACGCAAAUUUUAAUGUCAUAUUCGUAAUAUACUCCUUUCAUUUGAGUCCCAUAUAGCCAUGUUCGGCUAAUAUGCUCAUUUGGGGGUGGGCGACCUCCUUCCCAUUACUUGGACCUAAUGUUUUAUGCCAUUUUUGUAAUCUACUGCCUGAUACUUUUCAUUUGAGUCCCAUAUCGGCUUGAACUUUGAAUAUAUCUGUUUAGAGGAGUUUUGGGGUUUGGGGACCCGCUGGGUACUUGGUUCCAAAUGUUAAUGCCAUAUUCGUUUUCUUGUCUCCAAUACCUUUCAUUUGAUACCCUUAUUGUGCCCAUAUGGGUGGUGUUUUUGGGGUAAGGUGGAGGGUCCUCCUCCACCCGAUAUCUAAAAAUUAUAUAGUCUAUGUUCCUUCCAGACAAACGUACACAAUCUAUGAAAAUUUUAAAAAAAUCGGUUCAGCCAAGUAUCAUAAUGGGUCAAAUGGCGUUUUUGAGGGUUGGCGUGACCUCCUAUACUUCGUUCUGAUUUUGUAUGCCAGAUUCGAAAUCUACUCCCGAAUACCUUUCAGUUUUGCGGUUGGGGCGGCCCGAUGGGUACUUAGACUCAAAUUCUAAUGCCACAUUCGUAUUCUACUCUCCAAUACCUUUCAUAUGAUACCUAUAUUGUUUCGAUUGGUCCUAUUUUGAUUUUGAGUUGUGUUUUUGGCAUAAGGGGGACAGGGUCCGUCCCCCUUCCUAUACGAAAAAUUAUAUAGCCCAUGUUUCCUUCCAGAUCAACCUACACAAUAUGCGAAAAUUUCGAGAAAAUCGGUUCUGCCGUUUUUCAGUCUAUACGGAACAAACCAACCGAGACCCAUAUAUCCGUGAUUGGUUAAUGUGCCCAUUUUGGGCGUUUUUGUGUGGGUGGGGUGAGCCUCUAUACUUCGACAUGAAUUUGUAUUCCAGAUUCGUUAUCUACUCCCUCAUACUUUUCAUUUGAUACCCAUAUUGUCCUUAUCGGUCCACUUUUGAUUUUGGGUGGUAUUUUUGGGGUAACGGUGGAGGUUGCGCCCCCUUCUGUUGUCUAUAAAUUAUCAUAUUCGUAAACUACUUCCGAAUACCUUUCAUUUGAGUCCCAUAUUGUCAAGAUCGUCAAAUAAACCUAUUUUAAGGGGUUUUGGUGCUGGGGCGGCCCCCAGGUACUUGCACCCAACUUUUAUUAUGAAAUUCGUACUCUACUCUUAAAUACCUUUCAUUUGAAUGCCAUAUUGUCCCGAUCGGUCCGCUUAUAUUUUUGGGUAGUACUUUUGGGGUAAGGGGGAGCGUCCGUCCUCCUUUCGAUAUUAAAAAAAUUAUAUAGCCUAUGUUUCCUUCCAGACCAACCUACAGAAUCUGUGAAAACUUCAAGGUAAUCGGUUCAGCCAUUUUUGAGUCUAUACAGAACAAACAAACACAAAUUGAAUUUUAUUUAUAAGAAUAGGACAAUUGUAGAAAAAAAUCCAUGUAUUUGUCAAAAGUAAAUCCUAAUUUUCAAUAGAAUACAAACAAAAAUUACUCUGCUCCUUGGGUGCGAUACACGUUUACCAAUUGUUGCUUUUGAAGUCAUAUAUCGAGUAUCACGGGCAUAUAGUAUUUUAGCAAGAGCCGGUGCUGCCCGGCCUCUCCACUCGAUACCACUAAUUGUGCGCGACUGCAGUUGCAGCUACUCCGUAUACUAUCCGCAAUCUGUGAAUACUCCCGGUGGCUCUCAGCUGAGCUUCUCGUGAGGGCGAUGAACACACAAAAAUGGGGGCUUAAUUUGAGCACUGCACGGCUCAUACUCAGCCUGCGUUGUAUAACAGUUGUUGUUGUAACAGUGUAUUGUACACUGGCUACAGCCGUUGCCUAUGAAGGACUCCAUCGGCUCAAUCCGGUACGUACAACCGGCUGCCAUGGUUGUAAUCUAGUACGUGCAGUAGGCGUAAACGAACGGGUGAGGUGUGUCAUGUGAUUCCUGGAUACAGGAUACAUAUAUCAAAUUAAAAAAAAAAAACAUACAAAACUAAAAUUAUAUAACAGGGGUUUCCGACAAAAGGUGUUAUUUUGAAUCACCCGGUAUUUCAGUAGCUGAAAAAUAGAAAAACAGAAAAUAGGCUGCAAAAAACACCCCUAAAUCGGACAUAUUUACCUACCACGGCAAUAUGGAACUCAAAUGAAAGUUAUUUAGUGGGAGUAGAGCACGAAAUUGAAACCCACUUUCGGAACCAAGUUUCUAGGAUUCCACCCCUUCCCCAAAACACUUAUUAUUUACUGACCAUGGCAAUAUGGGGCUAAAAAAAGGUUUUUGAGAGUUGAAUACGAAUGUGACAUCCAAAUUGAGGACCAAGUGGAGGGGGAGGCCGACCCUCCCCCAAAACACCACUCAAAAAGACAAAUUUACGACCAUAGCAAUAUGGGGCUCAAACGGUAUUUGGGAGAAGAGCACGAAUCUGAUAUCAACAUUCGGGACCAACUGUUUUGGGGAUAUCCCACCGCUAUAAUCAAAUGAUUAGUAAUGGGGACUAGAGCACGAAAUUGAGACCAAGUUUUUUGGGGUCUACCACUUCC
Messenger RNA from Stomoxys calcitrans (stable fly), 8716 nucleotides. RefSeq lists its product as uncharacterized. The transcript is spliced from 5 exons. The record is from RefSeq and is a predicted model, not a curated record. The coding region runs from base 120 to 4568 and encodes 1482 amino acids. Lineage: Eukaryota; Metazoa; Arthropoda; Insecta; Diptera; Muscidae.